UGUUGUCGUUCAUAGUGUGAUGUUGAUGUUUUGAUUCAGUUGGUGAGGCGUGACUGUGGAUUUGUACAGGGAACAUUUCUCUGUUUGCUUUCUCUAGCUGCAGUUUACCUGUCUAGCUGGUUGAAAGAUGUCUGAAAGCUCCAGCGAUACCGAAUCUUCCUGUGGAUGGACGGUCAUUAGUAAUGAGGGUUCAGAUAUUGAGACGCUGGGCCUUGAUAACGUGGGAGACUGUGAGGAAGGAGAGGUUAGCCGUGUGGACAUACCAGCUGCCGAACGCGAUGAGGAAAGUCUGGUUGAGACUUCUCUGGAUCUCACCUUGAGAGAGGAGGCGACUUCAGAGGUGGAACCCGCCAGAGAGACAAGAGAGGAUGUUUGUGCGGAAGAGCAUACCAUUUUUUGCUCCUUCAGUGAGAACUCUGACAUCAUCACCCUGGCGGACUCUCGGGAAGCGGAGAUUGACACACGGGAGGAGCCUGUUGCUAAGGAGAUGGAGGAAAUAGGAAGCAAAGAGCUCUAUCUUGGAACCUCGUCGAGCAGCCAGUAUACCUUUAGAGAGGCUGAGACAACGAUUACAUCUUCUGCUAGCGCUUCUUCGCGACAUCAACAGCUCAAUGUUUUCCCAGUGGAUCAGCCUGUGCAGAGAGGCUCCAGUAACAGCAGCAGCGAGGAAGAGGAGGAUGAGAUGAAGAGCAGUCCUGUGGUGAGGAGACGCAGUGUGAGGAGGAACAGGACUGUCUCGGAGCCCAGAGACCCUCAUGAGCCACAGAGGAGACAGGGGGAGGUCCUUGAAGAGAUUCAGGCUCAUCUGGACCCCCACAUUGCUCCGCAGUAUCAGGGCCAGAUCAGUGGCACCCUGAACAAAUGCAUCCUUCUGGCACUGCUCAUUGCCAUCAGCAUGGGCUUCGGACACUUUUACGGCACAGUACAGAUACAAGAGAGGCAGAGGAUUGCUAGUAAGGAAGUGGUUGAGAGUUUGAGGGAUGAUCUAGAGGAAAAAGAGGACAUGGUCCUGUCCCUCACAAGCAUCAUGGAUAAAAUAACUAAAGAAAACCAGCAUCUCCGAUUUAAACAGGAAGAGCUACAGGCACAAAAACAAGAUUUGUUUGACCAACUGUCGCAAGCUAAGAACGAGAUGGAGUCUCAGCAGAAGGACUUGACCACGGAAAACCAGCAUCUUAAAAUCACUCUUGAGCUACAGGAGGAGUCCCUCUCGGCCUUGCAGGAGGAAUUGAGGUCCUUACGUGGACAGAUCCGAGAGUUAGUGGAGAGAGGAGCUGGAACAGACUCGAUCUUGUCCGAAAACCAAUGUUUGAAGGGCCACUUGCAAGAGGAGAAGCAGAAAGUCCGUAGCUUCAUCAGCCAGAGGGCGGCACUCAUGGCCGAGGCUCAGGUCCUUCGGAAAGAGCUCGAUAAAGAACAGAAGGUUACGGAUAAGCUGAAAGAGGAACUUGAGAAAAUGAGUAAGAAAGAGGAAGAUGUGAAAGGCAUGACGGAUCCCGAGGGCAAAGAACUCCAGGCUCGACUACUGGAGCUAGAGAACAAGCUUAGAUUUGAGCAGCAACGCUCAGAUCUUUGGGAGAGACUUUACGUAGAGUCAAAAAAGGGGAGAGAAAAAGGCGACCAGGAGGUAAAGACCAAGGUUCCGAAGGAUGGGAUGAUGGGAAAGGUGAAGGAAACCUUUGAUGCUGUCAAGAAUUCCACUAAAGAGUUUGUGCACCAUCACAAGGAGCAGAUCAAGAAGGCCAAAGAAGCGGUUAAGGAAAAUCUCAGGAAGUUUUCGGACUCUGUUAAAUCUACGUUCAGGCACUUUAAAGACUCCGCCUCCAAUGUUUUCAAUAGGGCCGACGACAAUAGGUUCCAAAAGAGGAAGGAUGCAAAACCUGAACGUCAGACGUUUCAGAAAGAUGGUUUUAAGGAACAGGGCAACAAACGUGCAGAAGAUAUCCACUGGCAGCCUAAAAAAACUUUACAUCGACACCCUCACAAAUCAGCCUUCGACUCUUCUAUUCACGAUGAUCCUAACACACGCAAAACCGGCACUCAGAAAGAGCAAAGUCAGAAAAUGCCACCCAAAGGGUGUUCUGAUGUUUUUGAUUGUGCUUAUCAGGAGUCUAUGAGUCUGUUCAAUAAGGCGAUGGACCCCAUCCGCGCAGAUGAGUUUAACGAACUCUUGCGAAGCUAUCUGCAGAAAGAAGUUGGCCAUUUCCGCCACUGGAGGGAGCUAGAGAGCUUCAUCAAUAAUUUCUUCCAAAACGGCAUCUUCAUCCAUGACAAGAUGCUGUUUACAGACUUUGUUAGUGGAGUUGAGGAUUAUCUUGAGGAAAUGGACGAGUAUCACAGUCUCGAUGAUGACAUAUUCGAAGAUCUGGACGACUACAUCUACAGGCACAUAUUUGGAGAUACGUACUUAAAACACUUUGGGACAAGGUCUGAGAAUCAGUAGAGUGCAUGUUUACAUGCAUAAGAGAACCACGCAUGAGGCUUUAUGGCUAAAAAAUUUCCUGUUUGUAAAUUUGCAGUCGACCCUUUGAAGGGCCCAUGUCAAAGUGCAAGCCAUGGCGUUAUUGUCAGCGGCAACAGAGGAAACACCAGCAGCCAUGCUCUUGGCCUGAGAAAGUAAAAAAAUGGAGCCAAUCAGGACGCGAUCCCAACCGACAGUUUGCUGAUGUCAAAAUAGAGCUGGGCCCAAUGCCCUUUGAUACAAAAUAUUAGAAGAAACAUUUCAUUUGUUCUUAAAGUUGCUUCUAAUUUUUAAAGAUGGUUGAAGAAAGCUUUGAGUUCACCAUUUCAGUUAAAUUUGCACAGUGUAAAUGUUCUAAUGCUGGUUGAAUUAUUCCUCAUCUAUUUGCUCUCUUUCUGCACAAUGGUGAAAGCAAAAUCUUAGCCUCAAAACUGCAAUUUUUUUUAUAGCAGUUUAUAUUAAAUUACAGAUAAUUUUUUGAGGAAGACUUAUUUUCUUCCCUAAGCAUACUGAAAAGUGUAUUCUCCAAAAAACAACAAAUAUCAGUCAACAAGGUCAUAAAAGAUUAAAUGAUAAUACGUUGCAGUUCUGUUAGGACCAAUUAACCAUUGAAAAUAAAUUGCUGACCUUGUCAGAAGUGUGUUAGAAGUUCAGUAGAUUUAGGAUGAUAAUGAAAACAUUGCUUUUGGUUGUAAGGUUACUUUUGGAGUGGUUUGGUUUGAGUGGUCAUAAAUUGGCUGCUUUAUGUCACCUCUGUUUGAUUUGCAAAUGCAGAUCAGUGGGGAAUAUUUAUUCUUUUGGGUUCAGCUGGCAAUUGUUAGUGCAAUAAUUUUUUUACAUUUUUAUCUCUUUCCUGUGUGCUCCUAGCCAAAGUAACAUUCCUGUAAGAGCUUGUUUGUAGACAACUACAAAACCAUUUUUAUCUGCUUGAAUGUAAUUUAACAUGAAUGCACUUAAAUUCUUGCACUAGAAUAAAAGUAUUUCAUUGCUUCAUAACAUUUAUCUUUUGAUAAAUUGAGCUGAAAUAUUGGAUCCUACACUGGAGAAGAAUUU
This is a messenger RNA of Myxocyprinus asiaticus (Chinese sucker), 3514 nucleotides long. Its product is annotated as cell cycle progression protein 1-like. The coding region runs from base 128 to 2443 and encodes 771 amino acids. The record is from RefSeq and is a predicted model, not a curated record. The transcript is spliced from 12 exons. Lineage: Eukaryota; Metazoa; Chordata; Actinopteri; Cypriniformes; Catostomidae. Gene Ontology annotation, cellular component: membrane.